Messenger RNA from Symbiodinium sp. CCMP2456, 1026 nucleotides. The record is from the annotation of a GenBank genome assembly. NCBI's taxonomy places the organism in Eukaryota, Dinophyceae, Suessiales, Symbiodiniaceae.
AUGAAUGUGUCUGGAACGGGCAAUGAAGUCCAAGUGCUACCAGAAGGUAACAGCAAUUCUUAUUGGUUUCUGGGAGUAUGCCUUGCCGUCCUCGGCACGCUGGCCGGCACCAUCGGCAAGCAAAUGGUUCGUUGCUCCAAGCUGGCCAAAGAGAGGCGGAAGCAGAAGGAGGGGAACUUCCUCCUCCUUGCCGGCCUGGCGCUCCAGGUGGCCUUGAACCCGGCCUGCGACGUCGCCGGCUACGCGCUGGCGCCGGCCUCGGUCAUCGCCCCGGUGACCGGCAUGGACAUUGUGUGGAACACGCUGAUCGCGCCCUGUUCUUUGGGAGAGACCCUGACGCCCCGGCGGCUCUUCAGCGCUGCGAUUAUUUUCUUCACGGCCACGACCUCUGUGUUCUUCCGGCAGAUCAACGAAGUGAACUGGAGUGCUGAGUACGUUCAGCAUGUCCUUCUGCAGUCGCGGACCAUGGUCUACGGUCUCUGUUUCACUGGCUGGUUCCUCUUCAACACCCUGGUCUUGAUGAAGUAUCCCAACGGUUCUGCAGUCCGCGGCUUCUCCCUCGGGGCAACUGCAGGCACGCUGGCAGGGAACAUGUGGUGCACGAAGAUUGUGGCUGUGCUGCUGGAGCAAUGCUUCGGUGGGAACUGUUUGGCUUGGACGAAACCUGUGUCCUGGUUUGCCACCACCGCCGCAAUUCUUUUCAGUACCACGAACCUCUAUUUCAUCUCUCUGGGUCUGCAGCAUUACGAGGCUCUCUUCAUGGUCACAGUCUUCAUGGGGUCGAACAUCGUCACCAACAGCCUCAGUGCUAUCGUUGUUCUGGCAGAGAUGGAUGAGGCUCCCUGGUGGAAGCUCGGUGGCUACGUGCUCUGCAUCCUUGGCAUGAUGGCGGGGCUGGUGUUGCUGACCGAAGGUGAAAAGGAGUCGCCUGGCAACUCCCGCUUCGCCCCGGCGAGCCUGGAGGAAGUUGAGCUCUCGAGCUUUGAUGUGAGGUCCUUCGGGGCCCCAUCCUCACCCCUGGAUUGA